Messenger RNA from Cylicostephanus goldi, 1482 nucleotides. Lineage: Eukaryota; Metazoa; Nematoda; Chromadorea; Rhabditida; Strongylidae. The record is from the annotation of a GenBank genome assembly.
AUGCAUGAUGAAGGACAUUGUUCGGUUGAUAAAAUGAUUCCUGAACGUGAGGACUCUACAGUAAGUUCGCCGAAAAAAUGCAUUACAAAUGGACAUUGCAUAGGUGUGGAGGAAAGAGUGCCGAGAAAAUUUAGACCUCAAGUUGAAGUACAUCUCAAGAAAGGAAUAAUUCUACUCACUCUUUACAGUGCAAAGUCGCAGUUGGAGGGAAAACUAUCAGAGCUGGAGGCCCUCAUCAAAAAACAAAAAAGCCUUCGGAACUGGAUCCCAGCGCAGAUGCAGGACUUAGUUGUAAGCGAUGAACUCAGAUGCCUUGCUGGUGAGCCUUUUCGAGCAAUCUCUAUUCGAAAAAAAAACCGGCAAAUUUCCAUUGCAGAGCUAAUCCAAGGCAUCAUGGUGGGUUGCAUGAACUAUUCGGAUGCUUAUCCACUUAACGAUAUUCUGGAUAAAAUCAGUCUAUGUGAUCAAAAUGUGCACUUUUACAAACUUCACUGUGAUGGAGCAAUGUCGCAAUCUCUUUCAGUUGAUGAAAACUCGGACGAGAACGCUAUGGGGUCACUUCUAUGGGAGUUGCCAUGCGCAGAAUUUGAAAACCUGUGGGAAAACCUUAUCUAUGACAAUGAUGUUAAAAAUGAGAAUGACGAAUUUUUAGCUAUUCUACCUUUUCUUCUGCUCAUGUCAUAUGUGCAUGCUCUGAUCCAGCUUUCUGAUAAAGGCGCCGACAUGAAAGUGAUCAAUUCCACCUUAGGUCCUCCCGGGACUGGUAAAACAACCCUCUGUCGUGGUAUAGCUCAACAUCUAUCAAUCCGAUUGAAUGCAAGUUUUUCAACAUCGGUGAUGGUGGAAAUCAACAGCCAUAGCCUGUUUUCAAAAUGGUUUUCCGAGAGCGGGAAACUUGUCCUGAAAAUGUUCGAUCAAAUAGACGAAAUGGCUGAAGAUGGCAAAUGCCUUGUAUUUGUGCUGAUUGACGAGGUAGAAUCACUGGGAAUGUCGCGUGACGCGUCGACAAGUCGAGGAGAUCCAGCAGAUUCGAUACGAGCUGUGAACGCGCUUCUUACUCAGAUUGACAGGAUCAGACGGCGCCCAAAUGUGAUCGUUUUGUGCACUUCGAAUCUUGAAGAUUGCUUGGAUCGAGCAUUGCUAGAUCGUGCAGAUGUGGUAAAACAUGUAGGACAGCCAUCUGCUGUCGCUCUAUAUUCCAUUUUGGCCAAAUGCAUCGAAGAACUCAUCAGGGUAGGAGUGGUCAGCUCAGAUGAGCGGCUGCCUUCUAUCAGAGAACUCAAAGACGAGGAGACGCUCUACCCUGCUGGAUGUGAACUGCUAGAGCUAGCGAAACUUGCGCAAGGGCUUAGUGGACGUUCCAUAAGACAAGUACCUGCGCUGGCAUGGUCUAAAGCUGAUGGGGUAAGUCGAAGUUCCGAAAAGAUUCGUACUUUGGUACUCAUUUGUCAGCAGCAGUAUUAUUGCUUGGUUUUUGAUUGA